Lineus longissimus is the source of this 2010-nucleotide messenger RNA. RefSeq names its product solute carrier family 35 member F4-like. Lineage: Eukaryota; Metazoa; Nemertea; Pilidiophora; Heteronemertea; Lineidae. The record is from RefSeq and is a predicted model, not a curated record. Bases 184 to 1731 code for a protein of 515 amino acids. The transcript has 8 exons.
AGAUCUAACUAUUGGAGAUUUGAUCACCACUGGACACGAGUGAGACUUUUAGUUCCGACACCACAGGUAGUGGGACUGAGAAGUUCACAACCGGAUGGAUUAUUAUCUAUAAAGACUUAUCAUAGUUCAUCAUUGAUGUGGAAGGACAGAGGUGUGUUUAAAGAGCUCAUACUUUGAUCAAACAUGCAACAACUCUCAGAAUUCACGGACAAGAUUCUCCGCCGGAGUCCCCCGGGGCGGAGUUCCCCUGCUUUGAGGGACAGGCCACUGACCCCAGCGAUUCCUUCAAUCAUCACCACAGGGCCUGACAAGAGGGCAGAUACUGAGCCUGAUAAAUCGCAACAGAGCUCCUGCUUUAGUUUUCCAAGUCCACGGGGCACCCCUAGGGGAGGUUCCCCAGUAAAUGGAUCCCGACCCUCUUCGCGGAAUUCUUCAAUUGGAUUGGGACAACGGGGGUCGGGGAGCUCGGACCUUCUGAACAUGGACUUGGCCUGUCUCUCAAGGCCGAGUUCACCUUUUGGGACAUUAUCUCGAUUAAGUGUCAGGAGCGCCUUGUCCAGAGCGUCGCAACACAGUGGUUGUAAUCUCAACGGCCAGAUCUCGACCGACUCCAGGUCACCGACUUCCAAAUUCUGCUGCUUCUCCGAAACUUUUAAAAAGUCGAUAGCGGGAAUUAUCUUCAUGCUCCUGAUUGCAUUCGCAUGGGUGACAACGACAGAAUGUGCAUACAGCGCCCUCACGACGGACAAAAAUACAUUUUCGCCAUUUUUUAUAAACUAUUUCUGUACGACUUGGCUGUUGCUGUUUUAUCCGUUGUAUUUACUCGGAACAGCGAUAUUCACCAGGGGGCAGUUCUCACCCCGAGAGACGUUCCAAGAUAACGUCCUCAUCUUCGGCAUCAACGAUUUAAAAACUCGUCUCAUGAGGGCGCUACUUCUGCUUACCAUAUUUUGUCUUCUCUGGAAUCUAACGAACUACAUCUAUUUACGGACAAUAAUGCCAUUAGUGUCCGUCAACGUAGUGGCGUUAUUCGCGUGCAAUCCGAGUUUCGUGUAUCUUCUAUCGUGGAUUGUCCUGCAUAAGAAAUUCUUAGCCGUAAGGGUGAUAUCAGUAAUCUUCUCCAUGACCGCGGUCAUUCUGAUGGCGUACGUCAACGGCUAUGGCGACGAUUCCCUGAUGUGGUGGGUCAUCCUGGCCGUCUUCUCCCCAGCGGGAUCUGCUGUGUAUCGGGUUGUGUUUAAGCGGAUGGUUGGUGACGCUGAUUACGGCCAGGUGUCACUGUUCCUUUCAUGUCUUGCCAUUUUCAAUCUGUUGACGAUGUGGCCCAUUUUCCUCGUAUUGUACUUAACGGGGGCAGAGCCGAUCGCUUGGGACACGAUAUCCUGGAAAUUUGUCACUGGGGCUGCCGGAUCAGCACUAGUAUUCCAGAUUCUGUCUAACUUUGGCAUGACUGUCACGUAUCACUUAUUUAUCGAGUCUGGUAUGAUCAUUGGGAUUCCAUUAUGUGCAGCUUACGACAUCUUAGUCCACAAAUACAUCAUCAAAGAGAUGAACAUUGCGGCGUAUAUCUUGAUCGUUCUCGGCUUCUUGCUGUUACUUCUUCCCGAGAACUGGGAUCGCGCCAUGCUGAAACUCAUCCACUGGAAAAAGGUGGACAGUGAGUCGGGCGUACAACAACGGGCAAUUAGCCCGAUGCCAAGGUCAAGGUUAAAGAGUAUGACGACUACGUGAAAAUAUUGACUUGUUGCUUCGUGAAAUUUCUGUGAUGGAGUUUUGACCUGUGGCAUCUCCCUUAGUGGACACCUCUAUAUUAAAGACAAUGGGCAAUAUGCCUUAUGCCAAGAUCAAGGUGAUAACGUGAAUGGUUGAUUUGUUGGUUUGUGACAUUUCUGUCAUGAAGGAUACACCUGAUAUGGACAGUGGAACCUGACCCUUUGCACCUAUGUAUUAUUAAGACCUUCUCUAAUAAAAAAUAUCAAAUAUGAAUAUGACAAAAGCUAUUUUUAUGAA